CUUAACGCGCGCACACACAAACGCGAAAAAGGAAAUGCCCUGUCACAUCUCUAACCAGUCCAUUUCCAUCUGCCCACUAUAGUUUUUUCUUUCUUCAACGAUGACCACCUCCUCCAAAAUCCCAAAAUCAAACUUAGGGUUUUCUCAACUUCAAUUUGCAUCUUCUUUUUCUCGUUUAUCUUUCUUCUCUAUUUCCAUCUAAUCAGUCUGUAGAGUACAGUAAUUUUCUCAAAUUCAAUUUAAUUCUAUUCUUUUCCAAUACAUGGACCAACAACAGCAGCAGCUACAGCUGAAGCUGGAGGAGUAUAGACCUUGUACCCAACAAGAUAAAGAAUAUGACAAUUCUUUACGUGGCGCUGAUCCUAUGACCAUCGAUCAAUGCGAGACGAUUCGGGAAAUGGACGAUUCCCAGCUCGUUGGAACUUCUACUGCUGUUGCUGCACAUACACGAGAUGUGUCCAUGGUGGAUGUCGAGGUUAGAACUGUUGCGACAGUUGCAGUUGCGGAUAUGAGUACGAUCAAGCGGAAGCGGGGCCGACCUCCCAGAAUUCAGGGGAAAACCGGGCCGCCAUCUCUGUCUCAGAGGAAGAAGAAAGAUGAGGAGGAUGUUUGCUUUAUUUGUUUUGAUGGUGGCAGUCUCGUGCUUUGUGAUCGCCGGGGUUGCCCUAAGGCAUAUCAUCCAGCUUGUAUCAAGAGGGACGAAUCAUUCUUUCGAUCAAAAGCUAAAUGGAAUUGUGGAUGGCAUAUAUGUAGCAGUUGUCAGAAGGCUUCACAUUAUAUGUGCUAUACUUGUACAUACUCCUUGUGCAAUGCAUGCACCAAAGAUGCUGAUUAUGUGUGUGUAAGAGGGAAUAAAGGAUUUUGUGGAACAUGCAUGAGAACUAUAAUGCUGAUUGAAAAUAUUUGGCUGGCAAAUACGGAAAUGGUUCAAGUGGAUUUUGAUGACAAAACUAGCUGGGAGUAUCUCUUUAAGGUCUAUUGGGUUUACUUGAAAGCUAAGCUGUCUUUAACAAUAGAUGAGCUAACGAGAGCUAAAAAUCCUUGGAAGGGAGAUGAGUUACCUAAAACCAAAAAUUCUUGGAAAGGAGCUGGCAUUGUGGUUCCUAAGGAGUCAUCUUCAGGUGAAAUUUAUCGUGAUCAUGACGAGAAAAGCUCUUGUUUGGACAACUGCUAUGGAAAUGUGGAGGCAAAUCAUUCUAAGAAAAGAAAAACUAAGGAUCAACCAAACCUUCUCAAUGAGAACCACUCUCUAGUUUUGGACAAAUCAGGCAGUGACAAAGUCACACCUUUGCUUGAAGGAACAACAUGGGCAACAAAGGAGCUCUUGGAGUUUGUAGCACACAUGAAAAAUGGGGACAUAUCUAUGCUUUCUCAGUUUGAUGUCCAAGGUCUUUUACUGGAAUACGUAAAAAGAAACAAUCUCUGUGAUCCACACAAAUCUCAAAUUGUUUGUGAUUCAAGGCUCUUAACUCUGUUUGGAAAGCCAUGUGUGGGUCAUCUUGAAAUGCUGAAGCUUCUUGAAUGCCAUUUUCUUAUAAAAGAAGAAUCUUCAGCUGAUGAUGCUGUUAAAGUGGGAGUUGCUGAUGCUGUUGGUGGACAGUUAGAGGCUGCUGGAAGCACUGAUGGUCAACUGAUUGCAAGUAAUGACAGGUGUAAAACACACAAAAAGAUGGAUGAGAGGGGACCACAAAUUUAUCCAAAUCCAGAUGAAUAUGCAGCAAUAGAUGUUCACAAUAUUAACUUGUUAUACUUGAAGCGUAAUUUGAUGGAGAACCUAAUGGAUGAUUUCGAGAAGUUUCAUGAAAGGGUUGUUGGGUCAUUUGUGCGAAUUAGGAUUUUGGGUGGUGAUCAAAAGCAAGAUAUGCACAGGCUUGUCCAAGUUGUAGGUACUAGCAAGGUGGCUGAAUCAUAUAAAGUUGGCUCAAGAACAACCGAUAUUAUGCUUGAAAUAUUAAAUUUGGACAAGAAAGAGGUUAUAUCAAUUGAUGAAAUUUCAAAUCAGGAGUUUUCAGAGGAUGAAUGCAGACAUUUACGCCAGAGUAUAAAAUGUGGGCUUAUCAAACAUUUGAAAGUGGGUGAGAUUCAAGAAAAAGCAAUGGCGCUUCAGCCUUUCAAAGUUAGUGAUUGGCUGGAAGCAGAGAUAUCACAGUUUAAUCCUCUUCAUGAUCAAGCUAUCGAGAAGGGACAUGGGAAAGAGCUCAGAGAAUGUGUGGAAAAAUUAGUACUUCUGAAGUCACCGAAGGAACGUGAGUGCAGGCGACUUGAGAUACCCAACAUACAUACAGACCCAAAUAUGGAUCCAAGCCGUGAAUCUGAAGAAGGUGCUGGAGGAUCACAUGAAAAGGAACAAGGUAACCACUUGAGACCAAGAUUAACAGGUGUUGACAGAAAGGCUGCUGAGCUCAAUUCUUCACUAAGAGAAGUUGAUGGGCAUGGUGUAGGAAACAGUGCAGAAAAGAAUUUAGCUACUGCCUGUGAGAGAAAUAGAAACAUGUGCACUUUUUAUGUGGAUAGGGAUGGUAGUGCUUGGGUUCAUGAGAGAGUUGAUAAAUCCACAUGGAGUCAGGGAGGGGGAGCAUAUGGGCUUAAUAGUCUGAAUACAUCAGGGAAUCAUUUAGGUGCCACUGGCUCAGCAGCUGGUGAUUGGAAUAGUCAAUCAGCUGUACAAUCUGAUUCACUUCCUGCGGUUGCAUCAGCUGUUAUACCAUCACCACUUUCUUCAGGGAGAGAGCUAUCUGUUACUGAUUUUGAGACAGAAAAACUGUGGCACUAUCAGGAUCCAUUAGGAAAAGUUCAAGGGCCAUUUUCUAUGAUCCAUCUGCGUAAAUGGAAUACAAGUGGGCUUUUUCCUUCUGAUCUUAGGGUAUGGAGGAUAAAUGAGAAGCAAGAUGACUCUAUUCUUUUGACUGAUGCAUUGGUCGGCCAGCUCCCUAAAGAGUCACUGCAGCAUUGCAACAGGUAUUUACUGCCUCAGGAAGCAACGGUUACCUCUAAUGAUGCAGGUAAAAAGUGGGAACAUGGGCUCAGUCUGAGUACUGAUGCUACUUGGGUAGAUGGUAAAGGAGUUGAUCAUGGGCAGAGGCCAGUGCAAAAUGCUGUUAGUGUCAAUGCUAAAGGUGAUAAUGAACUCUUAAGUAGUAAUGAGCUGGGCUCCCAUUCUUCCACAUGGACUAAGGCUGUGGAUGUUGCAAUUACCAAUGAUGCACAGGCUCAAAGUUCCUUGCAAGGCUGGGAGUUGUCUGAAGGUGGUAAAUCUUUGGCUAGCCUCUCACCUUCAUCUUCUGAGAAGCUUUUUGGAAGUCUGUUGCUUCAAUUAAGGGAAGGGCAUGUGGAUGAAAAAUGGAGUUCCAAUCCUAGAAAUGCGGACAGGAAUUCGCACAGGGCCGCUGAGGGUAAAACUAAUAUCAAAGAGAGUGAUGAGAAAUUUGAACGAGCCGACAGUGAGGGUCAUUCAAGCCAAUCCUCUGGACAGAACUGGGGUUCUCAGCCAAUAAACAGUUCCUCAAGUGGAUGGGAUUCCAACUCUGGUUUUGUGUCUGUGUCCAAGUCUACAGAGAAAUCUGAGCAGAAUCAGGAAAUAGGUUUCUCUGAUCUGCUUAGUCGAACACCAAAGCAUAGUGAUGGUGAUUCGAAAGGUCAGCCUGCUAAUAACAAACUGUCUGCUUGUUCAAAUGUUCCUGCCCAGGAUUCAGGGCCUAGUUGGAGCACUGCUUCCAGUUUAGUGGUUGGUGGUGGACAACUUCCUGAAGUAGCUGGUAACUGGGGUAGCUAUUCUCCCACUCCUGCCAAACCUUCUGUUGAGGAAUGGGAUUCAAAUGUUGUGAAUGCAUCUUCACGGAAACCAACUGAAGGGGCCAGUGAUCAUGCUGCUACUCCUACUUCAGGAACUGACCAGUUGACUCAUUCUUCGCCAACGCACCCAGCAAUUGAUGUAUCUAGUUGGCAGCCGAUUGUUCCUGAGCCCAACGAGUUCUGCUCUUUAGUUGAUGAAUCUGUUUCAGAUCUGCUGGCUGAAGUUGAAGCAAUGGAAUCUCUUGGUGGAUUACCUUCUCCUACUUCAAAAAUGAGCUGUGGUCGGGAAUUGACACAAGGUUCUGACGAUGAUUGCUUUAGUCCUGUUGCGCCAUUUAGCCCAGCACCUGAUCCAGGUAAAAGUGAUGCAUUGAGCUCCACUGGUGAUGUACAAAUGCCUUCUCAGUUGACUGCAUCUGAUGAACCACUUCGGCUCUCUCACAUGCCUUCUCAGCCAACUAUAACAAAUAAACUACAUGCAGUAUCUCAAAUUCCUUCUCCGUUGACUGUGACCGAUAAACCUCACCAGUUAUCUCAGAUGCCACUGCAUUCGAUCAUACCUGAUGAACAUUACAAGGCAUCUCCAAUGCCUUCUCAGUCGACUUUAACGGAGGAACCACUUGGGUUGUGGCAGACUGAUGUUCUUGAUCCUCAAAAAUCAUCCUCGAGUGCUGAAGUAGAGGGAGACACAAAGCCCAGUGAUGUUUCAGUAAACCAACGGAAAACACGCUCAGAAAUAGAACCUCUGGCAUCUUCAACUGUUAACCAAGGAGAUGAAGGUUCAGAUAUCCGGGCUCCUACUUCAUCAACAGUUAGCCAAAUGGAAACUGGUUCCAACACUCGACGUGCAAACUUGAAUAGGGGAGCACCUCAAGGAAAUGCAAGCAUGGCAUGGGGAACUGGUCAUGGGUCAGUUCAGCAACGAACUAAUUCAACUCCAGCUGUUUCUACGGGUAAUGUGGGUGUAGGCAGUUGGGGAAGCCAACCAAGAAAUGGCGGGGACAACAGAUAUUCUAGUCCAAGAGACCACCGUAGUUACCAUUUUCAAGGUCGAGAAUCAGGUUUUGGUAGGGAUAGAUGUUCAUGGAACAGGCAGCCAACAUAUGGUUUUGGAAAUGGAGGUUCAUCCAAGCCUCAGGGUAAAGGGCAGCGAGUAUGUAAAUUUUAUGAAAGCGGGUAUUGCAAGAAGGGGGCAUCAUGUAGUUAUUGGCACCCAUGAAAAUAUUAGAAUCCAGUUUCGACGCAAUUGUUGUGCAUUCAAUUAUGUAACCAUCAAUUGUAUUAGGACGUUUGGCCAUGUCAAUGGUCUAAUUUAACAUGUAAAAGUAUUAGAAAGUGGCGUAAUGCAUUUGUUCUUUGGAUAGUGCAGUUUAGGGCUGCAUGUUGCAGCAGUAAGCAGAUAUAAAUUCUUUUUUUUUUUUUUUACCGUUUCCGAUCAAUGCAGAAUGUACUGUAGGAAUUUUUCACUGUAAAAAAUGCUUGCAGCAAACUGUGUUUGACUUUGAAUUGUGCAACAAUAUAUCUGGGUUGCAACUGCUCUA
Molecule: messenger RNA, 5333 nt
Organism: Hevea brasiliensis (rubber tree)
Lineage: Eukaryota; Viridiplantae; Streptophyta; Magnoliopsida; Malpighiales; Euphorbiaceae
Product: zinc finger CCCH domain-containing protein 44
Exons: 10
Coding region: 263-5011 (1582 amino acids)
Molecular function (GO): DNA binding; metal ion binding; protein binding
Source: RefSeq, a predicted model, not a curated record